Mucor mucedo is the source of this 802-nucleotide messenger RNA. RefSeq names its product chalcone-flavanone isomerase-domain-containing protein. Lineage: Eukaryota; Fungi; Mucoromycota; Mucoromycetes; Mucorales; Mucoraceae. The transcript is spliced from 4 exons. Gene Ontology annotation, molecular function: intramolecular lyase activity. The record is from RefSeq and is a predicted model, not a curated record. Bases 225 to 731 code for a protein of 168 amino acids.
GUAUUAAUUGACAAUAUGGCACUUUGACUUUCAUGCACUUUUGGGGUGUAAAUGUCUCGGAUAUCGAAGGCAAAUUGUCGAUGACCAUUGUGAAGGGUAUUGCACACAACAUCCGACUUUUUUUUUUUUUUGGCCGACAAUCCCCGCAAAAAAAAAAUCCGCUUGUCAACUAGAAAAAGAAAUUCUUUCUUUUGCCAUUUGCUUUUUCUUCAUUUUCUUACAUUAUGCUUCGUCUGUCUCGUACUUUGGUACGCUUACCAAAGCCUGUACAAGUAUUAGCUCGUCGCUCUUUGACGACAACCACAAUGGCUCAAAAGACAACUGUAGGUAAAACUGUAGCCUGGACAACAGUAGGUACUUGCUUAAUUACAGCUAGUUACUUGGGUUUAAAAGAACCUGCUUAUUCUGAAGCACCUGCCUAUGUUGGUACAGUUGAAGACCCAGCAACACAUCUAGCUUUCCCCGUGUUUUUAAACACGGAUAAUGAAUGGAAAAGAUUGGUAGGCUUAGGUGUUCGAUUUGUCAGCUUUUUGAAAAUCAAUGUCUACGUUCUUGGUUUAUAUAUGCGUAGUGAGGACAUUGGAGCUUUAAGACAAUUAUGGAAGAAUUUCGAUAAAGCAAAGUUUUUGGAAAACAAUGAUUUGGCCGAACAGUUCUUGGAACAGCCCUACGAUAUCAGUAUUCGCAUUGUUCCCGCUCGUGGAACAAACACACAGCAUCCACAGUGUUAAAAACGCAAAUUCGUGAUAUAACCAAUAUGCCGGAAUAGCAUCGUUUUUGUUUAAAAAGAACAAUACCGACA